Arachis ipaensis is the source of this 471-nucleotide messenger RNA. RefSeq names its product ethylene-responsive transcription factor ERF011. Gene Ontology annotation, molecular function: DNA-binding transcription factor activity; DNA binding. Lineage: Eukaryota; Viridiplantae; Streptophyta; Magnoliopsida; Fabales; Fabaceae. Gene Ontology annotation, biological process: regulation of DNA-templated transcription. The record is from RefSeq and is a predicted model, not a curated record.
AGAAAGCCACCGAGGUCGGCGCCAGAGUCGAUGCCCUCCAGGCCGCCACUCUUCACCACCACCACCACUUAGCUGCGCCGCCGCAGGAGCUUAUCUCGGGGCGGUCUGGAGAUUUUGCGGAGCGGGUUGAUUUGAACAAGAUACCAGAACCCGAAGAUUGUGAAUGGGAGAUGAAUUGAAGAAAAAAAGAAAAGAAGGGUGUUAUGGUUUUGUCUUGUUCCUUGUUGCUGCUGUUACGUUGUUCCAACACGCUAACGUGCGCCAUGAGAAGGUGGUGUAACGGCGGAGGCAAAAGGAUAGUGAUUGUUAUUGAUGAGGCCCAAGGUCCUUUUCGGGUGUGGAUUAGUGUAACUCUUUUAUCUUUUUCUUCUUCCUUGCUAGUUUCUUUCUUUCUUUUUUCUGAAGAAAUUUUGGCGUUGUAAAAAUGUUAAAAUGUAAAUUAAGUAGUGAUUAGCCUUCUUCCUUGUUUUA